AAGUAUUUGUGCUUUAUUGCUCUUAUCAAUGAGGUGAAACCACUCACACCUCCAGGCCGCAGGUGGCAGCAGAGCGUCAAACACCUACAUCGCUCCAGAGGAACAGAUUCACUGCAUCGCUUCAGGGACGUCUGCUGGUGAAGUGGUGUCAAAACAGGACAUUGUGUGUGUGUGUGUGAAAGCUGUGCUGAUGGAGCAGUGUGCGUGUGUGGAACGAGAGUUGGAGAAGGUGCUACAUAGGUUUGUCACAUAUGGACAUCAGUCAGAGGAAAGGCUGGAUGAACUCCUGAGGAACGUCUGUGAGCUAAGAAGUCGAUUGGUUGCCUACGGUGUUCAAGAUGCAGAUUUGUCAGUGCUCCAUCAAACAAUGGCCCAGUGCUGCAAGGAAAUCAAAGAAACCGUGCAGAUGCUUGCCUCCAGGCACAAAGACAUCCAUGGCAGUGUGUCGAAAGUGGGGAAAGCAAUUGACAGAAAUUUUGAUGCGGAGGUGAGUGCAGUUGUAGCUGAGAAUGUCUGGGACUCUCCAGAGAGGCAGAAAUACCUCAGUGAAACCAUCGUAGAACAUCUUUAUCGACAAGGCAUGUUGAGUGUUGCAGAGGAUCUCUGCCAGGAGUCUGGUGUAGUAAUCGACAUGAGCAUGAAACAGCCAUUUCUGGAGCUCAACCGCAUUUUAGAGGCUUUAAGAACACAAGAUCUCAGACCAGCUUUAGAGUGGGCGGUGACAAACCGUCAGCGACUGCUGGAUCUAAACAGCACCCUUGAGUUCAAGCUCCACAGACUCUAUUUCAUCAGCCUGCUCAACGGUGGCAUCAGCAAACAGCAGGAAGCUUUACAGUACGCACGGCAUUUCCAACCGUUUGCCUCACAGCAUCAGAGAGAUAUUCAGAUCUUAAUGGGUAGUCUAGUGUACCUCCGCCAUGGGAUCGAGAACUCUCCGUACCGCAGUCUGCUGGAGACGGAUCAGUGGGCAGAGAUCUGUAACAUCUUCACACGAGAUGCAUGCGCUCUUCUUGGACUCUCUGUGGAGUCCCCACUCAGUGUCAGUUUUGCAUCCGGCUGUAUGGCGCUGCCUGUGCUCAUGAACAUCAAACAGGUUAUUGAACAGAGACAGUGCAGUGGUGUUUGGACGCAUAAGGAUGAGCUGCCAAUUGAAAUAGAUCUGGGGAAGAAAUGCUGGUAUCACUCUGUGUUUGCCUGUCCUAUCCUGAGACAGCAGACAUCAGAGAGCAAUCCACCCAUGAAGCUCAUCUGUGGGCAUGUCAUAUCCAGAGACGCGCUUAACAAACUCACCAAUGCUGGAAAGCUUAAAUGCCCAUAUUGUCCAAUGGAGCAGAAUCCCUCAGAUGCCAAACAGAUCUUCUUCUGAUGUCUUUUUUCGGAGCGUAGCCGAAAGUCGUGUUAAAGGCUUCUUGGAGCCGCUUUUCGAAUGAUCCUCAUUCACAGGCAUGACAAGCCUUCUGUGGCGGCUUCUCCCCCGCAACGCCACCUCCCUCUCCAAAGCUUUUAGUUUACAGAGGCCGGUGGCCACGGCAACAUACCUGUAGAACCCGAGUCAGUAAGUGUACCUAAUGAGGAAAACGAUCUUUGCGGAUCAUUCAUUUGUUAACACAGCCUAGUAUAAACAGGCUUUUACAAGAACGUAUGUGUGUGCGCAUUUCGCUUCCUCUCCAUUUGUUUUAAUUGCAGAGUAUUUUUAAGUUUCCAUGGUAUAACGCCUCUCUUUUUCUUUCUUUGUGACUCUUAUUAAGCGAAUGGGCGUGAUGCAUCUGUGUGGGUGACUUCUUGCCAGAAUAUAUCCACAGUUUCCUCUUUUGAGAUCACAUUUAAAUACAUGAACGGGGAUUCUUUGCACGUGUACAUGAUAGAAAUGGCUUUUCAGUAUGUAUAUUAACAAUGACAUAAGGACUGGUGGACGGGUGCCUGUUGAUUAUAAAUGAAUCACGUCUCUCUUUCCAAUAUAAUAAAGGCUUAAUUGGAUCGAAUGGCGUUUUGAUUAGUGCAUCAGUGUGAAUAUUCAUCAGAAAUCUGAGGAUUUGUUUGUGCAGAUUGUGAUCUUGUUCUAUGCGCCCGUCUGAUGUCUGAGAAAACCUCCUUGUCCAAGCCAUGUGUCUUGCUCUGUGUAUUUCAAAAAAAGUUUAAUUAAUAUACAGCAGUGAUUUGUGAUGGUAUAACUUUUCAUUAGUAUAAUUACAUAUGUAAUGUAUUUAAAUGCACACACAAAUGGUUUUAUCACAGAGUUGAGUGGACUUGCUGAAUUAGCUCUCACAGCUCCAGGCUUCUCCUCUUACAUAAUCAAAACGGGUCUAUGCGUUGAUUCGAGAAAUGCAUCCUCUGCAGACAGUCGCAUUAGCGAUUGAACCUUUGCCAGCGUAAAGUACUGAAACUAUAUGUCCAUUAAUGUACAGUUGAUGGUAGACUGACUAUGUUUUAAUGUUCCCCAUCAAGAUGAGAGUUUCCAGGUGUUUCCCAUCAUCCCUGAAUGUAAAGCGCACUCUGUUUAUAUCUGUAUAGGUGAAGGGAGACGGUGGAAUAAUAUUUUGUCCCUUGAGAUGUUCUUCAAAUCCUCCCUGGCUUUAACACAAUGUAACUGCUAAUUGUUCCGUUCCGCUUUAGGGAUCGAUAUCUCAAAAUGUGCAUGCCGAAGCGGAAUGUGUGGUUUGUAAAUCGCCCUUUUGCAGUGAUUGAAUGAAAAUGAAAUUUGGAAACCUUGCCCGCAACAAGCUCUUCUGACAAGAUGUGAUCCAGACCUGAGACCUAGAGAGAGAAAACCUUUACCAGUGAUCUUUGACUUUCUCGAAGGUCGGGCAUGCACCAGCACAGCUUCGUUCUUCAGCGAAUGAUGUCUGAUUAUUAUUAUUAUUUUUUUUUGCUGUCUUUUAAAGCCUUCAAGAGGUGUGUAGGAGUGCUGUGUGGCCACUGACAUGUGCUGAUAAUAAACAUUGUCUGUUUUUUCUUUUAGUAGACAAUCAUUUAUUACCUCCUGGAAAUUUGUAAGAUCAAAGCAGAGUACUGUGUUAUAACUUGAGUUUAAGGAAGUGCUUUUUGAUUUUAGUUUUCAUUCAGUGAUUGAGUAAUGACUGCUUUCUCUACUAACAACUGCAAGGCAACUAUUGUAAAUAUUUAUCUUCUAACAGUACAACAUGUUUAUUAUACUUGCAUCUAAAUAAUAAAAAGAUUUAUACUCAA
Molecule: messenger RNA, 3186 nt
Organism: Onychostoma macrolepis
Lineage: Eukaryota; Metazoa; Chordata; Actinopteri; Cypriniformes; Cyprinidae
Gene: rmnd5b
Product: required for meiotic nuclear division 5 homolog B
Exons: 10
Coding region: 191-1366 (391 amino acids)
Biological process (GO): proteasome-mediated ubiquitin-dependent protein catabolic process
Cellular component (GO): nucleus; cytoplasm; GID complex
Molecular function (GO): protein binding; ubiquitin protein ligase activity
Source: RefSeq, a predicted model, not a curated record